CCCACCUUGGCUUCUCGCCUCCUCACACCAGUCAUUACCACCAUGUCACAAUCCCAAUCACAGCCAACUCUGGUCCCAGAUACGCCACCCGUACCAUCUGUCCACUCACAGCCCCUAGUUGGCUCAUACACAUGGCGCAGCGCUAUUCCCAAGGAGGCGAGAGGCGUGCCUUGUAUCCUCGGCGUCGAUGAGGCUGGACGAGGGCCUGUAUUGGGCCCGCUCGUGUACGGCAUAGCCUACUGUCCCGCAAGCUUCUCCGACUCGCUCAAGUCAGUAGGCUUUGCAGACUCAAAAGCCCUAACAGCAGAAAGGAGAGACGCCCUCCUUGCGGCGCUCAUCGACAACCCGGACAACCUGGGCUGGGCAACCCAGUCCAUGUCCCCGCAAGACAUCUCAGCGGGAAUGCUGCGACGCCGUCCGCACAACCUCAAUGCGCAGAGUACUGAAGCGACCGUGCAGCUCAUUUCGGGGGUGCUGGAGGCAGGUGUGGAUGUAGCCGAGAUAUUCGUAGACACGGUUGGCGACCCCGCCACAUACGCCAAAACGCUUCGCAGCUACUUCCCGCAGGCCAAAUACAAGCACAUAGAAUGGACCGUCUGCUCCAAGGCCGACGCCAUUUACCCAAUCGUAGGGGCGGCUUCGAUUGCGGCAAAGGUGACGCGCGACCGAUGGGUCGAGGACUGGAGGUAUGCAGAGCACGUGGAGGGGCCGCAGGGUGAAGAAGAGGGAGCGAUAAAGAACGAGACUCAGGAAGAUGAGGAUGACGCCCUGAGGGAGGUGCUUCAGGGCCAGGCAUCUGCUUCGUCGUCACGCUCGCCCUCCCCCACGAAGAAGGCUGCACCAACCAGCAAGAAACGCAAGCGACCUUCACCUACAGACCUUGCCGCUACCUCUUCCGAUUCCAUAUCCUCUCGCGAUCACUGGCACACUUUUGGCUCAGGCUACCCCUCGGACCCAAACACGGUUGCGUACCUGCAUCGCACGCUGGACCCCGUCUUUGGCUGGCCGGGUAUUGUGCGCUUCAGCUGGGCGACGGUGAAAACGCUUCUGGAGGAGAGGGUCAGAGCACCAGGCGCUGCGGGGGCAAAGAAGGCCGCAGCAGGUGGCAAGAGGGCAUCAAGGUCUGCCUCGAGCAAGGCGCCAAAGCAGGAAGAAGGAGAGGAAGACACGCCAGAUGGCGGCCCUGCUACUUUGACGACAUCUGCGCUAAGCGCUACUGGCUCUUUGAAUCCGCCACCUGGCCAGCCAAAGGGGUUUCGCGUCAAGUGGGCAGACGAGCCAGCUCAGAUCACCAGCUUCUUUACAAAGGCGAAGGGAGGUUCAUCAAGCACCGCGACUCCGGGUUCGUUCAGCAUUGUUUCUGGGGGCGCAGCUGGAGCGAACAAGGCGGGGAGCACAGGAGGAGCCGGAGGCGCAGCAGCAGCUGGUCCUAGCGCAGCGACGAGUAGGGAAGACCAUCUGUUGCGCCUGACCUGGAGGGCGGACGAUGAUGCGCUGCGUGGCUCUGCGAGGGUAGGCUCAAGUCUGCGCAGCAUUGGGCCAGGAGUGCUGGGCUUGUGAUGACAAUGUGUUUUGCUUGCAUUUGACCAUCGACUUUAAUUCUAUGCACCC
Messenger RNA from Jaminaea rosea, 1611 nucleotides. RefSeq names its product ribonuclease H-like protein. The transcript has 3 exons. Lineage: Eukaryota; Fungi; Basidiomycota; Exobasidiomycetes; Microstromatales. The record is from RefSeq and is a predicted model, not a curated record. Gene Ontology annotation, cellular component: ribonuclease H2 complex. The coding region runs from base 43 to 1560 and encodes 505 amino acids. Gene Ontology annotation, molecular function: RNA binding; RNA-DNA hybrid ribonuclease activity. Gene Ontology annotation, biological process: mismatch repair; DNA replication, removal of RNA primer.